Seminavis robusta is the source of this 1101-nucleotide messenger RNA. The record is from the annotation of a GenBank genome assembly. NCBI's taxonomy places the organism in Eukaryota, Bacillariophyta, Bacillariophyceae, Naviculales, Naviculaceae.
AUGACAGAUCCUCUUCCUUCUGCUGGCGCCGCGGCUUCCGCUGCUACACGUACUAGUAAUCCAAGCAGCGCCACAACAAUGAGUACUGUUGCAAGUAAUACCGGUAGUCAUGGAGCGAGCGCCUUGCUUUCAUCUGGUCUUUCGAAGGAAGUGGUUUCCGAAAAUAUUUUUCCCUUUUUGGAUUACAAAUCCAUCAUCCGAUGCAUGACGGUCAAGCCAAUUGCGGAUGCCUUUUGCCUGGAACAAUACUAUUGCAUUGAACACGGUCGCAAGCUAGUGCCACAGGAUGGGCUCUGGAAGGAAUUCAAAGAGGCCCAUAGUGGUGGUGAUGAUGAUGAAGAGGUUGGGGUCUCUCAGGAAGAACUUUGGAAGCAAAUAGAAAUUGAAAACAACAACAACAGCACACAAGAAGAAGAAACCAGCAAUAGCCCUCCAACAAGCAAUAGCCAUGACAAAGAAAAACAAUCCGGAAAAAUGGACCAGCAUACAUGUAAUUCCUUCCAACAACCAGAAUGCCCCGAUUGUUUGGAGGGGACACUCUUCAAUCGCGAAAGGUGCCCCAAUUGUAGUCAAGAGGGGGGUGAUGAUGUUUGGAUCCGACAAUGCUCCAAAUGCCCCGCUCGAAGCUGCAAUGAAUGCGAUGAAUCCAUCUUUAAUUGUGAAGGCUGUGACGAAGAGUUUUGUCACCCGCGUGCAAGAGUCCGCUGGGACAUGACAUACAGUGCAAGCAGCGAACUGAUUUCUUUUACUGUGACGGCUGCCAACACUCCUUUUGCCAAGAAUGCAGCUGUGAUUGCAUGGGAUCACGACACCAACCCACCUGCAAGGCGUGUGGCACGUGGUUUUGUCGCGAGUGCCAAGACCAUUUCUACUGUAAAGACUGUCGAUACUGGUAUUGCAAUGAUUGCAAGGAGACGUUCGUUUGUCAGGCUUGUGGAGAGAAAGUUUGUCGUGGCUGCAGUUCCCUCCUUACAUGUGAGACAUGUGUCGGGGAGUUUUGUGGGGGUUGUUGUAAAGGAGGCUUCUCUUGUGGCGUUUGUCAAAAGUCCUUCUGCAGGAGUUCAUGCAGCCCCCCAUUGGAAUGUGAAUUCUGCAGAGUAA